CGAGUCACAUAUACGAGGAAGAUUGCGUGAAGUAGCGGCAGUUGCCUGUCGAGUGUCGACGCACACCGUUACGCAGAUCGUACACUCUCUCUUCGUGCUUAGUCAGCAGAUGAAACGUCAUCCACAAUUGCGACGUUGCACAGUGUCGUAGUUUCCAGUUCAGUGAAAACAAAUCCCAUCGAUAUGGAGUACGUGAUCGUUUUGUCAGUGAUAGCCGGAGCCUUAGGCCUGUAUUACUUCCUUUUCAAGGAUCUGAACCGGUUCAAGAAGCACAAUAUACCACAUCUAAAGCCAUUGCCACUGGUAGGUAACAUGGGACCGACGUUCCUGCGUAUGAAAUCUACGGCCGAGCUCGUGAAGGAAAUGUACGAUGUGAACACUGAAGCCAAGUACAGCGGUGGAUACGACGUUGGUACGCCAUUGAUAAUAUUGCGUGACCCUGAGCUCAUUAAGAACAUCGCGCUCAAGCAUUUCGACUCGUUUCCGGAUCAUCGCAGUUUCGUCCGAGAGGAACAGGAACCGUUGUUCGGUAAAAACCUAUUCUCACUCUGCGGCGACAGGUGGCGUGAGGUGCGGAGCACACUAAGUCCGGCUUUCACGUCCAGCAAGAUGAAAAACAUGUUCAAGCUAAUGUCGGACUACGCAGCCGAUUUUGCGAAAUUUAUAGCGGAGUUGCCGACGGAGCGGAGAGUGAUGGAUACGAAGGACGUCUUCACGCGCUACACCAAUGACGUAAUCGCUACUUGCGCCUUCGGCGUCAGCGUAGACUCCAUGCGAGAUCCGAAAAAUCUUUUCUACGUAUACGGCAAAGAGGCGACAACUUUUACCACUAUCACUUUAAUAAAAAUGUACGUUCACAGGUCGCUACCGUGGGUGGCACGAAUAUUCAGGCUGAGAAUAAUCAGCGAGAAGAUUGCGAUAUUCUUCAAGGAUCUCGUGGAGACUACUAUUAAGACCAGGGACGAGCAAGGUAUCACCCGGCCGGACAUGUUGCAGCUGAUGAUGGAAAGUAGAAGUAAGAAAGGCGGUAAGAAGGAAUUGACAAUUGAGGACAUGACUAGCCAAGCUUUCAGCUUCUUCUUCGGCGGCUUCGAUAGCACCUCGACAUUAAUGUGCUUUGCUGCGCACGAGAUUGCGGUUAACGAAGAAGUUCGAAAGAGACUGCAGGAUGAAAUUGACCAGGUGCUGGAGGAAACAAACGGCCAAGCGCCGUAUGAAGCAAUCAACCAAAUGGAGUAUCUGGACGCUGUGGUGAACGAGGCUCUCAGGAAGUACCCGGUCGCCGUGGCAGUUGACAGAUUAUGCGUGAAGGAUUUCGAGUUACCACCAACGUUACCGGGCACGAAGCCCUACGUCGUGAAGUCAGGGGAAAUAUUGUGGUUACCGAUUUAUGGUCUUCAGCAUGACACCAAGCACUUCGAGGAGCCGGAGAAGUUUAACCCGGAUCGGUUUCUUGGCGAGCGGAAGAAAGAAACCCUUAACACCGGGGCAUUUCUGCCAUUCGGCUUGGGUCCCAGAAUGUGCAUUGGCAAUCGGUUCGCUCUGAUGGAGACGAAAGUGCUACUUUUUCACCUAUUGGCCCGGUGCGACCUGCUACCUUGUGAAAAGACACCGAUACCGAUCAUGUUGGCCAGGGAUGGCUUCACCAUGAAGCCGGAAGGUGGUUUCUGGCUGAAAGUUGUACCGAGAAAUAAUCCACAUCGUACCGUCCUUGUCAACGUCGCGAACGGCACACGAGAUUUAUAGGAGCAUAUUUGCUGAUUUGAAAAUCUUAAAAAUUUAUAUGUAAAUGGUUUAGAGAAUAUUGACAAUGAAUAAGAAACUGAAUCCAUGCUAGAUAUAUAUAUAAAAAUUUAUGAUGAAAACCAAAAAAAUGAAAAAGUUAAUAGAAAAUAAAAUGAUUUACUUGUAAUCGCUAAUAUUCAGACUCAGUGAUAUUAGAAAAUUGCUUCAACGUCAAAGCCUCAAACUAUCUUACACAUAACUGUGUAGAAUUUAUCAAUCUUGCGCGUUAAUGCAUUUUUAGAUAACGAAACAAGUAUUAAAGAAUGAUAAAACGUACAUUCAUUUACCGAGUAGUGAAGUAUAUAACCCGCAAUGAAAUGCGGGAUAUAAUGAAGAGAUAAUAUCCAACAUUUAUAGAUGUGUUGCUUUCUAAUUAUUUUUUAUUUCCUCAUAUGUAUGCUAAUUACGAAUAGGUUUACAUCUGACAUUCGUUGUCAUUUGUUACACUUUGCAUAGCAUAUCUUGCGUCGGAAACAUAUAGUUCUUGUAGAAACACAAUUAUCAUCUAUCGUUAAGGAAACAGCAGAAAAGACAAAAAAACGUAAAAAGUGGAAAGCCGGUAUCUCUUUCCAUUAUAACGACCAAUUAGAAGUCAUCGUUGCGCUUUAUGUUUAACAGAAGCUACAAUCACAUCUCGCCCAUUGGGUCAAGUUUGCGAACUUAUAUUAACUGAACUACUCGUGUAAGUUAAUUGAACGUUAAUGUUCGUUUGAAUCAAACAGAUAUCUUUCUCUGAUACAAAGAGUAUAUCUGUUAGAUUAAAUUAAUAUUACUAACAUGAGUGAUAAUAUAAGAUUCUCGCUUCACAACCGAUAAUAUAGAUAUGACGAAUGUCUGUCGAAUAAUAUCUAGAUUUCAACAUGCAAGGAGUGCGAUAUUUUAUUAAAAAUGCGACAUGGAUAUAAAGUUGUUAAAUGUCACCGAGACUUCGAAUGAAUAAAGGAAUAAUAAACCAAAAGAAUAAAUAAAAAAA
Molecule: messenger RNA, 2758 nt
Organism: Harpegnathos saltator (Jerdon's jumping ant)
Lineage: Eukaryota; Metazoa; Arthropoda; Insecta; Hymenoptera; Formicidae
Product: cytochrome P450 9e2
Exons: 2
Coding region: 184-1746 (520 amino acids)
Molecular function (GO): oxidoreductase activity, acting on paired donors, with incorporation or reduction of molecular oxygen; iron ion binding; monooxygenase activity
Source: RefSeq, a predicted model, not a curated record